AUGGACAUGUCGUCUCUCACACGGGCGCACGACCAUGCUCGUGCUGCCGCUGUGGCUACGCGCUCCAACUCCGCGGACACAACAGUUGCAAUCAACGAACAUACUCAGGCUGCUGGCGAAUUCGCAACCACAGCCACCUCAACCUCCAGCGUCGAGGCGCUGCGCAUGUUGAAGCUUCUAGAAGACCACCAUCGGAAACUGGCGACCCUCCUCGAUCUGCCGGCCCAACAGCCUGCGCAGCCAGCACACGACGCGGAUGAUAUUUGCGAAAAGGGCCACGACAGGCGAGCCAAAAGCAACAGCGGGACCGUGACCGUGACCGAGGCCAGGACGGUCACGUCUACGCAGAAGCCAAGUGCGCCACAGGAUAGAAAGAAACCACCCCGCGAAAUGUCGUCUUCCAUCGCCAGCAACCUUGCUUCGGCACGAGGAAUCCGCUCCAAGCAUCAAGGGCAGCCUUUGUCACCUAGCAUAUCAAAGGAUCAGGCACCCGGCAACGUCGACGCCCACCCGCGGCGAGAUGGCUCCCAGACAAAGAUGCAAAACAUAAUCGAGAGCAAGCCCGGCAAGCCAACCUGGGUACCGCCUCACCCAUCGACUGAUUCGAUGGCCAAGCAAAAAAUGCAUGCAACUCCACCCAGUCCGAGCGAUAACAUGGACGACGGUGGGUAUGGCCGAUUUUACAAUGCUUUUGGAGGCCUUCUCAGCAGAAUAUCAGCGCCUCUGGCCUUUGCUGGUUUGCCGCUUGUCCAAGAGGAGCCCGACGAGCCAGAGUCUGCAGCGCCUGAGGUGACCGUCAACAAGCGACGAACGGUCAAGUCCGCGCGUGCGAACGAGGAUCCUGAUCUUUCCAAAAUCUACUCCCAAGCGACAAUGCACACUAUCAAGAACGCAGGGCAUGGCCCAACAGAAUCAUUCUACGUUGUCCCUAUGAGUGGGGGGACAAUGUCCUAUGCAAAUAUCGUCCGACAUGAGCAGCGAGAGAAGCGUCGCAAUGAUGCUUCCCAGCACAGCUUCUCCCGGGAAGACGAGGACGACGAUUUUGUAGAUGCAAGUGAGACUCCCGUGCCACGUUCUCCUGAUGCGCAACGCAACAUCAGUCGCAAUCAGGCAGACAAACAGUAUUUGAAUACAAUCGAGGAGCUCUCCACGCAGAAUAAGUCAUUGAAGGACAUGCUCGACAAGCUCACCAAGCGUCUCCACGCCUUCGAAGCCAGCGCCCAGAAUAUGGCGAUGAGCUAUCGACCAAUGCGUCCCGGUUCGCCCCUCUCCACCACGAGCAAGGCUCCAGUUGAAGCUAUUGGCAAGAAGCAGGUGGAGUUGGAACAGGAGAUGCAUGCAAUGAGACAACAUGCCGAGAAGUUGGAGAAAGACAACAUAAAGAUGCAGAAGACACUGGAGAAGUAUCGACAGAAGUGGGAGACACUCAAAGCAGGCGCUAAGGCGCGGAGGGAGGCUCAAAGUGGUGGUGAUAGUAUCGAAGAUGCAAGGAACAUCUAG
This is a messenger RNA of Emericellopsis cladophorae, 1500 nucleotides long. RefSeq lists its product as uncharacterized. The record is from RefSeq and is a predicted model, not a curated record. NCBI's taxonomy places the organism in Eukaryota, Fungi, Ascomycota, Sordariomycetes, Hypocreales, Bionectriaceae. The coding region runs from base 1 to 1500 and encodes 499 amino acids. The transcript has a single exon.